Struthio camelus australis is the source of this 1718-nucleotide messenger RNA. NCBI's taxonomy places the organism in Eukaryota, Metazoa, Chordata, Aves, Struthioniformes, Struthionidae. The record is from RefSeq and is a predicted model, not a curated record.
UUCCAGGAAACAAAUCUGAUUAACCAAUCGAUUUACUUCCUCACUGCUGUUUGGCGUUCUCACAGUGAACAUCUUUCCACCGUAGAAAAAGACACCAAUGGAGAUGCUUUGUGGGUUUGGUGUUAUCCGUCCGUAACAGCUGAACUGAGGAAUCUAUUGCUGAGAAAAUGCUGCCUUACAGAUGAGAAUAAAUUGCUUCAUGCCUUUGUGUUUGGCCAGUAUAAGAGAUCAUGGUUCUACAUCGCAACUGUGGAAGUUCAAGAUUCUCCAGCCUUGAAAAAGGUGACCCACUUCUCUAUUGUUCUGACGGCCAAAGACUUCAACCCUGAGAAAUAUGCAGCCUUUACUAGGAUACUGUGUAGAAUCUACAUGAAGCAUGGGACCCCAGUUAAAAUGAUGGAGAGUUACAUUGCAGUUCUUACAAAGGGGAUCUGCCAAAGUGAAGAAAAUGGAUCUUUCCUCAGCAAAGAUUUUGAUGCUCGGAAGGCUUACCUUGCUGGUUCCAUCAAAGAUAUAGUAUCUCAGUUUGGAAUGGAAACAGUUAUCCUUUAUACAGCACUGAUGUUAAAGAAAAGAAUUGUAGUAUACCAUCCUAGAAUAGAAGCUAUCCAGGAGUUUACCAGGACUCUGCCUGCUUUAGUGUGGCAUCGACAAGACUGGUCAAUUCUUCAUUCAUAUGUACAUCUAAAUGAGGAUGAAAUAGAAGCCUUAAAAGCCUGCACAGGUUACAUUGCUGGAUUUACAGAUUCUGAAGUGAGCAGUAGACAAGACCUCUAUGAUGUGUAUGUGAAUUUGGCAGACAGCGAGAUCACUAUUUCCCCUGGAGUGAAAGAGGCAAUGACAAUGGGGAAACUUCACAAAGAAAUAGGACAACUAAUUGUUCAAUCUGCAGAAGACCCAGAUAAAUCGGAAAGCCAAGUCAUUAAGGAUAUUUCACUGAAGACUAAAGAAAUCUUGACUACUUUAGCAUCACUCACAGAAGUUUCUGAUGGCAAUGAAAAACCAACCCUUAACUCUGAGGCCCUGAAACAAAAACGAUUUCCUCCAGCUACAGAAAACUUCCUUGUUCAUUUAGCAGCUGCUGAACAAAUGCUUAAAAUCUGAUUUUGAUGCACUUCACUGUUACGGACCAAUAUGAAAAUACUCUCUUUGCCGUAUGAGUCGGAAUAUCUAAAUUUUAUAUGGAAAAAUUAAAGGUAUAGGAGUGAAUGUCAUAUUUAACAUGAUUUAAUGCAGAAUAUCAGAGCUUGACCUGGAACAUAUGGAGGCAUAUUUGGGAGCAUUCCUGGUGUCUUUGUCUUUCUCUGGCUAUAACUUUGUAUAUAUGGCUCCCGUAUUUCAUAUUGUAGCGUGGAUGUAUACACAUGCAGCAUGGUUCUGUGUGUCUUGGCUGUGCCAGACAUUGUAGUGGCCAUUUGUCCUGCAGGUUCCAGAUGUUGGAUAGCUCUCUUACUGCUCUGACUUAUCUUCCUGAUAUCUGGAACGUCGGCUGUAGCAUGUGUGCUGUAAAAUCAAUGCAUUUUGGACAUGCUCGUCUCUGUGCAGGGAUAUACCGAUCAUAUAGUUGGUGUGGCUCAUUCCGGGCUUCCAGGUAUGCCAGCCUGUAAAAUACAGCUCUUGCUCUAAGCUGCCUCUUGUCUGGAAAUCCCAAACAAAUGGACAAGUUCUCUUCUUUCUACUUGAAAGUACUUAGCUGUUUUAAAAAAAAAAAAAAAAAA